AUGAGCUUUUCCAUGCCACCGCUCCCGCGCAAGGCUCUUUUAAGAGCCAAGUGCAGGUGCCGUUACCUGGAGGCUGAGGGGGACCGCCACGAAUUCUGUUUCGUGUGCAUGGGACCCCGGCAUGCCAGGGACGGGUUGGUGGAUUCCCCUGACUGCGAAUCAUGCGCUUGCCUCUCCGUUUCGGAGAGGCGGCUGCCCUUAGAUUUUUUCCAGGUGGAAGAGCCCCUUGAAGAUGUGGUCUCGGCCCUGCUCUCCGACGAGGAGAGUUCGGAGUUUGAGGACCACCUCGAGGCGGCAAAUGAGGCGCAACCGUCUAGUAGGGACCCUCCUGUGGAGGUUAUCCUGAAGAACGUGUUGCGCACAGCCCCCCUGUCCUUUCCUGAUGUGGAAGGGCGGGCGCUGAGUUCAAUUUCGGAGGAUGAGGAGGAGCCGGCUCCCGGCCCUACUGUCACUUCUGCACUGUCUCGAAGGGCGGAUUUCCCUGCAAUCAUUAAGAAAGCAGCGGAGAUCAUGGGCGUUCCGCUGCCGGCCUCUCCUCCUGUGGAGGAAGAGGACCCGUGGGAGGUUGGCCCCCAUGCAAAACGCAUGAAGACUUCAAAACCCCUGUGCCCCACCAUGCCAAAGCUGGCUGAUUACGUGCAGGGCUCCUGGGAAGCGCCUUUGAUGGCUAACGCGCCAGUCAAAGCCCUGCUCCCUUUCACGAGGGUGACCGGGCUGGGAGAGGCGGUUAAGACCGGCCCCCCGCCCUUGGAACCGUCCCUCGCGGCAUACCUGGUUCCAGGGGCCAGCGCGUGGAUGACGGCUAAGAAGGCAAACCUGCCGUCCUCCCGUGACAAGCUUACUGCCUCUCUGGCAGACAAAGCUUAUGUCUGGGGUGCGCAGGCAGCGGCAGCCUCCGGCAACGCCGCCCUUUUAACGGCGGCGGUCUCAAAGCUCUCGACAGAGAAACCUGAGGGCCUGUUGCCGGAGGAGACGUCGUGGGUGGCCAGGAUGGCGUCCGCGGCGCUCCACCUGAAUCAGGGGGCGGCUAUUUGUGCAGGCAGAGCAAUGGGCAACAGCCUUGUUGUUCAUCGCCACCUCUGGCUGUCCCUGACGGCCAUGAAAGAGGCGGACAAGUCUGCCCUGCUGAAUGCCCCGGUGACGGGCGAGGGCCUGUUCGGACCGGCUGUGGCUGCAGCGUCCGAACGCUUCUCGCGCCUGGAGGAGGAGAGGAAGCACCUGCUGGGGCAUAUGCCCCUGCAGAAAAAGGCUAACGCUGCUCCCUUCUCUAUCCCUGCAGGUGCCACACAAGUUACUGAGCUGAGCACUCGUACUGUUGUCGAGCGGAGUAAUGAGUUGGUUUCGGUUCGCGAGUUUCCCACUACUAGCGAUGCCAAACCAUCGGGCACGUACAUAGCGGAGUCUGGCCCAGCUAGCAAGCGUGUGGCCAGACCGCUAGCCGCCCCCAUGCGCCAUAACAUUGCGUGUGACUCUGUUAUCACGUUACAUGAGCCACCGCUGCAACGUUACGCGCAGACCUCUGGUCGCGCUGUGAGUCUUCUCGAGGAUCAUAAUGAGGACAGCACUCAGGCCUCUUUUGGCCUUGAGACGCUGCUCCAGCCCUUUCGAGUUGACCCCGCCUUGGGCUGUGUCGCCGAGUCGGUGCACAGCGGCGGCUGGGGCUGGCUAGACAGGAUACUGAGAGAGGGUUAUACCAUCCAGUUCAUGCGCACUCCUCCUCCUUUCAGAGGAGUGAGGGAGACACGCUUGUCCUGCCCGCUGAAAGCGCUCGCACUUCGGAAAGAGAUAGCGAGCUUGCUGACCAAAGGGACGGUGAUCCCUGUCCCCAGAGAUCAAGAGAACUCGGGUCUCUACUCCCCUUAUUUUUUGGUUCCCAAGAAAAACGGGCAGAUGAGACCGAUUUUAGAUCUGAGGGUGCUCAACGAGAGUGUGGCCAAACGGCCCUUUCGCAUGCUGACGAUAAAGCGUUUGCUGACUUGUGUGCAGCGGAACGACUUUGGGAUCAGCAUAGAUCUGAAGGACGCGUAUUUCCAUGUGCCUAUCAAACUGAAGCACAGGAGAUUUCUGCGUUUUGCCUUCGAGGGGAAGAAGUACGAGUACACGCGCCUGCCGUUUGGGUACGCGCUGGCUCCUCGAACUUUCUCCAAGUGCGUGGAAGCAGCUCUAGAACCGUUACGGCGGAGGGGUAUACGCAUUCUGGCGUACCUCGACGACCUGUUAGUUCUGGCUCAGUCUCCGGACAGAGCUAUCCAGGACGCGAUCUCACUGGUGACUCAGCUCAGCCAGUUGGGGUUCGCGGUCAACUGGGAGAAGAGCGCUCCAUGGCCCGCUCAGCAGUUUACCUACCUAGGUAUCCAUUUGGACACUGUUGGGAUGAGAGCCAGACUGUCGGCACCACGGAGAGAGGCUAUUUCGAUAGCUCUCCGUGCGUUCCGGGUCUCACGCACAAUCACCGCACUGUCGGGGAUGUCCCUGUUGGGGUUGAUGGCGGCGGCUCAUGUAGUAGUGCCAUUGGGCCUGUUAUACAUGCGCAAGCUGCAGAGAUGGUUCGCUCAGCUGCGGUUGGAUCCGGUGCGACACCGCCGCAGACUGCUAGUGAUACCGAGAUCAGUCAAAGCCGAUCUGAGCCAUUGGAGAGACCCGCGUGUCUUGACGCGCGGAGUCGACAUGGGCAGAGUGACAUCUCUCUACCCGGUCUUUACGGACGCGUCCUUGACCGGGUGGGGUGGAGUAUGUCAGGCGGGCUCAAUAGGAGGAAGAUGGGAACCGUCAGAGACGCGUCACAUCAACCUCCUGGAGCUCGAAGCGGUUCGACUGACUCUGUGCCAUUUCGCGCUGGUGUUGAAGGAUCAAGACGUUCUCGUCAGAUCCGACAACAGGGCGACGGUGGCUUACAUCAACAGACAGGGAGGGGUGCGCUCUCCAUCUCUUCAUCGCUUAGCGGAGGAAGUGUGGACUUGGGCUUUCACGCACCUGCGCUCCCUGAGAGCUCAGCACAUUCAAGGUCUGCUCAACGAAGGAGCGGACCUGAUGUCAAGGGGCGGCCCGAGAGAGGACGAGUGGAGGUUGAAACCGUCCAUCGUUUCUCUGAUCUGGGCACGCUUCGGCCGAGCACAGGUGGAUCUGUUUGCGUCACGAGACAACACACAGUGUCCUCUAUGGUUCUCGCUGCGCACACAGGACAGACCUCCGCUGGGAGUCGAUGCGUUUGCGCACCGUUCCUGGCCGAGAGGUCUACUGUACGCAUUUCCACCUCUGGCCUCCAUCCUUCCCUUGCUGGCUCGGGUGAGGUCGGAGGGGCUGUCGGUCAUUCUGAUAGCCCCCGAUCGCCCCGGAGCCCCGUGGUUCCCGGAACUGAUGGGGAUGCUGGUAGGCGGGCCUUGGCCCAUACCUCACCAGAUGGAUGCGCUCUCUCAGGCCGGAGGCCUGGUGAAGAGCCCUCCAGUGAUCGGAGGCCCACUUAUGGCCUGGCUACUGAGAGGGAGCUCUUAGAGCGCAGGGGUCUGUCUGAUGCUGUCAUUCAGACCAUUCUGGGUGCGCGCGCACAAUCUACUGCU
Molecule: messenger RNA, 3557 nt
Organism: Hypomesus transpacificus
Lineage: Eukaryota; Metazoa; Chordata; Actinopteri; Osmeriformes; Osmeridae
Exons: 3
Coding region: 1-3492 (1163 amino acids)
Source: RefSeq, a predicted model, not a curated record